GUCUUGCGGGGACAUCAGAACUGGGUGUACAGUUGUGCAUUCUCUCCCGACUGUUCUAUGCUGUGUUCAGUUGGAGCCAGUAAAGCAGUAUGUAUCAAAGUUCCUGUACAUGUGUUGUGACUUGGAUGAUAAUGUAUGGCUAAUCAUUUUAAAUCUAAGUAACCUAGUAAGUCUGUGCUCGGUGUCAAAAAUAUCUUUGUUUCAUGAUGGAGAAAAUUUGCAUGUAGAAAAUUAGUUACUUGUGAAUUGAGAAUUGAAUUGCUUUUAGAGAUGUUUAUAAAAUGAAGGGUUAGUGAAGUAAAAGGGUUGUGAAAUCUAGGAAUAUUUAUGUGCUAUAGAUAAGAUCUAGUCCAUUUUAAAGAUAUUUUCUUGCUAAUUAUCUUCUUUGUUUUUGUUUUGUCCAAUUUUCUGGUUUUGUUUUUAAGUUUUGAGUCUCAGUCCAUCCUGGACAUUUAACUGAAAAAACAAAGUAAUUUAUAAGCAUACUAAAGUUGUAGCUCAUGGAUGUCCGACAGUGGGUUAUAGAUCAGGCUGCACAUGGUUUUACAGCAUGCCUGUGGACAGCUUAAGUAGUGACUGUUGAGGGCUGUUCUUGUAGUGAACUGUCAGGUUACUAGCUCUGAGUUGAUGUAUUUUUAAGAGUUUAGCGGCAUUGACAUUGAGUAUGAAACUGGCUGAACUCCAAAUACGUGUAAUGAUCACCACAAUGUUCUUGGGACUGAUGGGGGUGGGGUGGCUAGAUAAAACACAUUUCAUUUUGCCAAGAAGUAUGUUAAAAUGAUAGUUGUCAAUGUUAGUAGUUUAAAACAAAGUAGCUUGCUUUUGUUUUUUUAAUCAUAAAAACAAGCUAGAUGUUGACAUUGCGAUUUUAGGCUGUGUGUUUUCCAUAUGCUUCUUGCUUUCCCUGUCACAGGUGGUGGCAGCAAUAUUGGUGUGAUUGAGGUUAUGCUGGCACCACUCGCACACAGGCGCACAAUGGUGUUAGCUGGGCAGAAAGAGUGGCAUCUCUGGCUACCGGGCUGGGGGCGACCUUUACCAUAGGAUGAAGUAACCUUGCAUUCGGCUGCAAGGUGUACUGUACGUACACAGGUUUUCCUUUGGAAUAUGGAUAGAUACACCAUGAUAAGGAGACUGGAAGGCCAUCACCAUGAUGUUGUAGCUUGUGACUUUUCUCCUGAUGGGGCAUUACUAGCUACUGCAUCUUAUGAUACUCGUGUGCAUGUCUGGGACCCACACUGUGGAGACCUUCUGUUGGAGUUCGGGCACCUGUUUCCGCCGCCUACUCCAAUAUUUGCUGGAGGAGCAAAUGACCGGUGGGUAAGAGCUGUGUCUUUCAGUCAUGAUGGACUGCAUAUUGCCAGCCUUGCUGAUGAUAAAAUGGUGAGGUUCUGGAGAAUUGAUGAGGAUUGUCCAGUACAAGUUGCACCUUUGAGCAAUGGUCUUUGCUGUGCCUUUUCUACUGACGGCAGUGUUUUAGCUGCUGGGACACAUGAUGGAAGUGUGUAUUUUUGGGCCACUCCAAGGCAAGUCCCUAGCCUUCAACAUUUAUGUCGCAUGUCAAUCCGAAGAGUGAUGCCCACCCAAGAAGUCCAGAAACUGCCUCUUCCUUCCAAAAUGUUGGAGUUUCUCUCCUACCGGGAUUAGAACGAGGACUCCCUUUCCUGGUAGGGCCUGACAGACAGAACACCCUCUACAGAACACACCUCAAGCUUUGCCAGCUCAAGCACCUGUUCUUGAAGGCUCGGAAGAUUUAUUUAAUUCGAUCCACUCUUAUACUUCAUUAGUUGGACUUUUAAAGCAUUAUUUAUAGACUAUAGGAGAAAUAUUUCUGAACAUAUCAUGUAAUUUUUUUUUAAGAUUAACUGUGAAAACAUUACAUACAUGUAUAUAUUUAGACAUGAGCUGCUGCUAUAUAUUGAGUGGGCCCUUAGUUUCUCUUAGUUCUGACCUGUAAAUAUUGCUUUAAUAGAGUCACAACGUGUAUAUGUGCUGUUCAUUAGAGCGAAUUCAGUGGAAUUUUUGUUCUUUUUUUUUAUUUGGCGGCACUGAGUUUAGAUGAUGCUGAAUAAAACAGAAUUGCCUCAUAGAAAAUGGAAUUGAUCAGGAUGGAUGGUGUGAAACUGACUGGUAAGAGAGAGUUUUCAGAUGUGAAAACGAUUUUCCAAAAGAAUGGUGUCUGAGAGUUUGAAUGUGACCUUUAAAAAAAGAGCCAAGGGAAAGGGUAGCUAGAAGAGGGUUGGCUCUCCUAGGCCUUAAUUUUGGAAAGCAGCUACUUACCCCUCAGAGAAUAAAGUAUUAUGCAUUCUUGUCAAUUUGAAAACUACAUCUACUGUAUUAUUGCUGAAUAUUUUGUUAAUACUAAAGGACAAUUAUUUUAAGACCAUGGGGUUUGUUUUUAACAUACUUUGUUUCUGCAGAGGAUGAUAUUGGUGACAUACCAAAGAGAAGCAAUACACAAUUUGUCUGCUUUAGCCUUCUUUUAUUUAUCUCAUCUGCAGAUGUUGAGAAUGUAUGCAUUAUGUAAAAUGCUUGUUUUUUUAUCUUUGUUGGGUUUUUUUAAUUAAACGACGUAAAAAUACUA
This is a messenger RNA of Arvicanthis niloticus (Nile rat), 2581 nucleotides long. The record is from RefSeq and is a predicted model, not a curated record. Lineage: Eukaryota; Metazoa; Chordata; Mammalia; Rodentia; Muridae.